AUGUCUUUGUCCACUAUUCCAACAUUGACGGUAAUGGCUUCAAAACCCUUGAUGAAGGACAAGAGGUCGAGUUUAAUGUUGUGA
Geodia barretti is the source of this 84-nucleotide messenger RNA. NCBI's taxonomy places the organism in Eukaryota, Metazoa, Porifera, Demospongiae, Tetractinellida, Geodiidae. The record is from the annotation of a GenBank genome assembly.